GAGACAGAGCUAGCGCUGCUGGUAGGGAGGCUGCGUUUUAAUUGUGCUCUCAUUCACUCACACCGAGAGGGUGCUACUGGGUACGUGUGUGUGCGCCUGUGUACAAGCCGUGGAUAUCGCCUCUCUGGAGGUGCAGCGGAGCAUUAGGGAAAAGGAACAGAGCGGGGGAGAGGCAGACAGACAAGAACGGACUUUGAGAACGGGGAGAAAGAGAGGAGGAAAUCUCUGCACUUUGGGGGUCUGUCUUUGGACUAUUUCCUGGUCUUACAGAAAGAGGCAGUGCUGAGUUAGGAGAAAAGCAGAAAUAGACCUUUACAGGGAAAUAUAGGGAGUGUGUCUGGGUGUAUGUGUGUGUGCGGUGGAGAGGGAAGAGAGAGGGAAGAGAGCGCAGCAUUAGGCUUUUUUCCAGAAGGGCCGCCCCCCCCCUUUCAUUGUAUGCUAUUUAUAGCCCUGCUGCAGAUUUUUUUUCUCCCUUAAAAACAUCCCUCUUCGUGGAUCUUCCUUGCAUCUCUUUUUUUUUUCGUUGGGGGGGUUGGGUGGGGGGUGGGUGAGGGAAAAACCUGCUUUGGAUCGGGAAGCAUCGAGAGACCAUCUUAGCAGCAGGGAAGAGAGAAGCCGUCGCAGGGAAUCUAUAAAUACAUAUAAAUCACUAUUGCUUUUUAUAUAAAUACUUAACUGUAUCUGACUGACAUCCAACCCGGCGGGCAGACAUGGGGUGUUUGGGCAACAGCAAGACGGAAGAUCAGCGCCUCGACGAAAAAGAGCGACGAGAGGCCAACAAAAAAAUAGAGAAGCAGUUGCAGAAAGAGAGACUUGCUUAUAAAGCGACUCACCGUUUGCUUUUACUGGGGGCUGGUGAGUCAGGAAAAAGCACUAUUGUCAAACAAAUGAGGAUCCUGCACGUCAAUGGAUUUAAUCCAGAAGAAAAGAAACAGAAAAUCCUGGACAUCCGGAAAAAUGUUAAAGAUGCGAUUGUGACGAUAGUUUCAGCAAUGAGCACUUUAAUACCCCCAGUUCCUUUGGCCAACCCAGACAACCAAUUUCGAUCAGACUAUAUCAAGAGCAUAGCCCCUCUUUCUGACUUUGACUAUUCACAGGAAUUCUUUGAUCAUGUAAAAAAGCUUUGGGAUGACGAAGGAGUAAAGGCAUGCUUCGAGAGGUCAAAUGAAUACCAACUGAUUGACUGUGCACAGUACUUUCUAGAAAGAAUUGACAGCGUCAGUUUGAUUGACUACACACCCACAGACCAGGAUCUACUCAGAUGCAGAGUUUUGACAUCAGGAAUUUUUGAAACACGAUUUCAAGUAGAUAAAGUAAAUUUUCAUAUGUUUGAUGUAGGUGGUCAGAGAGAUGAAAGAAGAAAAUGGAUCCAGUGCUUUAAUGAUGUCACUGCUAUAAUCUAUGUCGCAGCCUGCAGUAGCUACAACAUGGUGAUCAGGGAAGACAAUAACACGAACAGGCUGCGAGAGUCCCUGGAUCUUUUCAAAAGUAUCUGGAAUAAUAGGUGGUUGCGGACCAUUUCUAUCAUCUUGUUCUUGAACAAACAGGAUAUGCUGGCAGAAAAAGUCUUGGCAGGGAAAUCCAAAAUUGAAGAUUAUUUCCCUGAGUAUGCGAACUACACUGUUCCUGAAGAUGCAACACCUGAUGCAGGUGAAGACCCCAAAGUUACGAGGGCCAAGUUCUUUAUCCGGGAUGAAUUUUUAAGGAUAAGCACAGCGACCGGUGAUGGCAAGCAUUACUGCUACCCCCACUUUACAUGUGCAGUGGACACUGAGAACAUCCGCAGAGUGUUCAAUGACUGUCGAGACAUCAUUCAGAGGAUGCACCUUAAACAGUAUGAACUCUUGUGAUGAGGGUCACCGUGGAGCCUGUGGUUUUCAAUUAUCUGCUCCUUUCUCUUUCGCUCGCUCUCUCUCUCUCUCUCUCAUUUCUCUGUCCUACCCAACACAGGAUGGAAGAAUAUACGCUAGAGUACUUUGUUAGCCUCUGGGUCUGUUUACUUUGGUUAUUUAGCCCUACCCACCCGUACCCCAGUGUUCAUUUAGAGUGAAUUUUUCUUUUAUUCUUUCUGCUUCUUUGGGACUAGGUCCAGGUUUUCCUUCAGUAUGCCACUCCUUUGUCAUUCCAUUAAGCCUUUGGCUACCUCCGUUUUCCCCUAGGAUUUUUUUUUUAAUUUUCAAACAUAACCUGCUCAAUUUUUCCAGUAGGUUAUGUCAACAUAAACUGGUGACUCAUAUCAGGUGGCACUACAGUCAAACCUCUGCAUGUUAGGGGUCCUUUUUUUUUUUUAACAUGACACUGAAGAGUACUUGAUAGGUGAAAAGAAUAAUGCACUUUGUAUCAGGUUAUUAAAUACUGUUGAGAAAGCAUACACACAAUGUAGCAGCACUAUGAUAUUUAUUAUUCUAUCACAGUUUUUAGCAUUGAGUUGCAGGUUAACUAAUAAAGUGGCCUCCUCUUUUAAGCCGUUUAGCAGCACAGGUCAUAGAGUAGAGCCUGAGAGGCAUGGGGAAGAUGAGCAAUUCUUCUGGGGUUUCAUAGCAGAGUGUCCCUACACACCUCAGACUUUUGAAUUAAAAGCUACUUCUAGCCUACUGCAUCAAGGCAGAAAAUCUACUCCUUCCUACCCUAAACCAUUCUUUGUUUUGUCCACAAAUGAUCCUUUUAGCUUAGGUCAUUCUUGGACACCAGUCCUCCCUCUCUAUAUAUUUUUUUUUGGUUUUACUGCUGGUUUAUUAUAUUGUACAGACUGUAAAAUGUAAUAUUAUUUUGUACAACUUUAUUGAAGAAAAUACUUGUAGAAGAUCUUUGUGCCUUGAUUAUGGCUGUACCUGUAAACUGAGCUAAGAUGUAAGUAUGUUUUUGAUUGCGCUGUACAGCUUGAUGUCAGCCUUACCUGCAGCCAUGACUGGAGGUAGGAACUUUAUCUGUAGAAUUUAGGGGUUUUCUGGUUUGUAUUAAAAAAAAGUGGAAUACACUUUAGUAAAAAAAAAUUAUAUAAGUUAUGCAAAUUAACCACUUAUACCUUUAUGAAUAAGGUCUUACCCAGUGAGAAGCUGUUGCAGCAACAUGCCUUUCCUUUUGGGAGACUCAGCUUUGAAAUAUCGAAUUCAUUCGGGUCCAAAUUGCAACCAGGUGUUGUCUCUCAAUGGGAGGAACCAAGAAUUUGUCUUUCCUCUCUACACUAAGUCUCAUAAUUCUUUGGUUCUUGAUAAUUUCACAAUCACACAGGCAGAUUGUGAACAUGUAGAGCACCCUCGGAUAAAGCUCUUAAACCUUUGUAACAAUAGCAGAUUUUACUGUGCAAGUAAAUACAAGAACAAAAUAUUUAAAAAGGUGUAAACACAUGUCUGACCUAAGAAAAUUGCAAAAUGACAUUUUUAUUUCUCUUUUAAUAAAGAGACACAUUAGAAAAUUGUUUUAUUUUAAAUAUUGUAGGAUCAAAACGUGUGAAUAUUUCUCAAACUUGAAUAAUUUAUGCAAAUGACAUUCUCAAAACAAGUUAUGGUACAGUACAUUAUAUAAAAAGCAAGAAUUGUUGUAGCAAUAAGGCAUGUCCUUUUUAGUAACUAUAACACUGCUUUAUAUUUUAUACAUG
This is a messenger RNA of Phascolarctos cinereus (koala), 3598 nucleotides long. It is a transcript of the gene GNAL, whose product is annotated as G protein subunit alpha L. The record is from RefSeq and is a predicted model, not a curated record. Gene Ontology annotation, molecular function: G protein-coupled receptor binding; GTP binding; GTPase activity. NCBI's taxonomy places the organism in Eukaryota, Metazoa, Chordata, Mammalia, Diprotodontia, Phascolarctidae. Gene Ontology annotation, cellular component: cytoplasm; heterotrimeric G-protein complex. Gene Ontology annotation, biological process: sensory perception of chemical stimulus; adenylate cyclase-activating dopamine receptor signaling pathway.